Molecule: messenger RNA, 899 nt
Organism: Rana temporaria (common frog)
Lineage: Eukaryota; Metazoa; Chordata; Amphibia; Anura; Ranidae
Product: gastrula zinc finger protein XlCGF8.2DB-like
Exons: 1
Coding region: 19-714 (231 amino acids)
Source: RefSeq, a predicted model, not a curated record
CUUAAAUGUCUUCAGUACAUGAUGAGUCAAGAAAGAGACAAGUCCUAUCAGUGCUCUGAGUGCCAGAAGAGUUUUACUAUGAAAUCAAGCCUCAAAACUCACAAGAUAAUUCACACAGGAGAGAAACCAUUUAAAUGUUCAGAAUGUGACAAAUGUUUCUCGAGAAUUCAUCAUCUUGCCCGACACAAAAUGAUUCACACAGGAGAGAAGCCGUUUUCUUGCUCUGAAUGUGGACAUGUUUUUGCACACAAGGAACAACUAAUCAGACACGAGAAGACUCACACAGGGGAGAAGCCUUUUAGAUGUUCAGAAUGUGACAAGAGCUUUACUCUCUUUGCUAAUCUUGCUGCACACCAGAGGAUUCAUACAGGAGAGAAGCCAUUUAAAUGUUCAGAGUGUGACAAAUCCUUCACAGAAAUCGGUCAUCUUACUCGGCAUCAGAAGGUCCACACAGGAGAGAAGCCGUUUAAAUGUCCAGAAUGUGACCAGGGAUUUGCACACAAAGCACAUCUUGUUGUACACCAGCGAAUUCACACAGGAGCAAAACCAUUCAAGUGUGUGGAAUGCACCAAGAGCUUCUCACACAAACAAUCUCUUGCUUUGCACCACAGAGCUCACACAGGAGAGAAGCCAUAUGCAUGUUCUGAAUGUAAUAAAUGUUUUACCUCCAGACCAUCUCUGAUCCAGCAUCAAAAGCUUCACAUCAGCAUUUGAAACUGAACAAGUGUUUAAUAAGUCCAUGUUACUACAUUCAAUCUCACCAGAAGAUUCAUAAGAGCCAUUUUGCAAGAUAUACACUAAUCCUAAUUCUGGGACUUUCUAGCUUCAAUUUGUUCCUUGGAACAUGUGUUGUGUUUUUUUUUUUUUUUUUUAUGAAACAAAUAAAUUGAUUUAAUUGU